GUGAAACCUGGCCCCACCCUAUCAUGUGAUUUCCUGAGGUCAGAUGGCCCAGGAUGUGAGUGGGCGUUAAGGCGUCUCAAAACUGAAAGUUUCAGCAAAUCUUCAGGUCCUGUUGUUUACAAGUUCCAGACCUUUUCUUCUUCUUCUUCUUCACAGCAGAUCAUCUGCCUUCAUCUUCUCUGCCUUUGCAUCCUCUUCUGUCACACCGACUCUCUGCCUGUCCUCCUUCACUACAUUCAUGAAUUGUCCUUCUCUCUCACUGCCUCCAAACAUGCCUCCCCCCUCUCCUCUUCCUUUGUCAGUAGUAGCAGAGUUUCCCAGCUGCUCGUAUGCACCAGUGCAGUCAUAAUAAUUGUACGUGUGUCCAGUAUCCUGGUAUGUACCCUGGAAUGUGAAGUACAUGCUAUUUAUUAGAGAGAAUAAUACAGUGUGAAUGCUACACAGGCACAACUAAGCUCCCAAACAGACAUUGCUGGAUGGUGAUGAGAUACCAGCAUCAGUAUUUCUUCAAUCCAAGUAUUUAAAUAGAUGACGUCACUUUGCUAGACAUGGAAUUGCUUUAAAUGGGCCACUGGCCCACUGCAGGGGCAAAGGGCUCCAUCUGCAUUUGUAUAUGAAGCCUUUGAAGAGAUCAUGUUGCCUCUGCGAGACCUGAACAGGAGUUGAGACCAAACAAAUACACAGCAGAAAUUAUGCAAAUACUGUUGCCAUGACGGAGCACAAGAGGUUUUUUUCUUUAUGGUCAUUUUAAAUAACAAGCAAAACAGACGAUAAUGAUGAGACCAAAAAUGUUUGUAUGGAAUCUAAAGAUUGCAUUGAACAAAAUAAAUUCAAAUAUAAACUGUUUUUACUAAUUUUAUUUUCUAAUUCACUGAAAAAAUACAGACAUAUUCAUGAACAUGCACUGUGGAAAGCUGUAUUUUUAAUUACUAUUGUGCGUACGUUUCACAUGUGAAAAUCUGUGAAAACUUUAUUUUACCAACAAUUUUUAAAGAUCAAAACAUCACAAGAAUAUAUAGGCCCUGCGGACAUGAAUACCACGGUCAGCCGAGCAUUUAAUCUUGACCUUCAUUGUCAAUAGACAAAAGUUUUAGUUUAGUUAAUAUAGACUAGAUUUCCUUAUCAUCGAUGCUGACAGCAUAACACAGAGGAGUGGGGGUGCUGAGUGCUGCUAUUAACGCAGUACUUAUUUAUUUCAUUUUCGGGGCUUUUGCAGUUUAGUAUUAUUGUAAUAACUGGCUACUUCCAGAAGUUGUAUCCUGAUUGAAUACUAAAUGAGCCAUCUACAUAUGUUGUGUUUAAUUAUUAUUUUCUUACAGAGAAGGUCCGAUUAAAGAAAAAAACCGUCACCUUUGGCCUACUUCCCAGACUCCGUUACCCAUAAAACCUCGUUUCUCAUUGCUGAAGAGGUUGAUGGACUACAUUAAACCCGUUUAAAGGAAAUAACAGCGUCUUGAAGUCGUCUUAUUUUAUGGAGCGUUAACGUGUUUGAAAGAAACAUAAAUAUAAAUUGCGCGCAUCUGUAAUAAACAGGGAAAACGUAAAGUUUAACCGAAAACUACAUUACCCAUAGUUCAGCGCGUGAUAACAGCUUCCGGGGUUGGUGACCAUCAGCCUGUUAGCAGGAGAUAGGAGAAAGGUGAGGAAAUGUGAGUGUGUGUGUGGAUGUAGUGUCAGCAGAGCGCCGUGAUGCCCCUGGAGGUGAGAUGGCCGUUCCCUCAAUGCCCCGCUCUGCCGUGGAGGGUCUCCAGCUCACUGAUCAUGGGCAUGGUGGGCUCCUACUCCUACUUCUGGACCAAGUACAUGAACUGUCUGACGGUCCACAACCACGAGGUUCUGUUGAACCUGGUUGACCAGAGGCCUUCGGACACGCCCCUCAUCACUCUAUCCAACCACCAGUCCUGUAUGGAUGAUCCGCACAUCUGGGGCGUCCUGAGGCUCAGGCAGCUGUGGAACUUCAAAAAGAUGCGAUGGACACCUACAGCAUCUGACAUCUGCUUCACUAAAGAGCUGCACUCCAGGUUCUUCAGCCGAGGGAAGUGUGUUCCCGUCUGCAGAGGUGAUGGAGUUUACCAGAAAGGAAUGGACUUUAUUCUGGAGAAGCUGAACAAAGGAGAGUGGGUGCACGUCUUUCCAGAAGGCAAAAUCAACAUGACGGAGGAAUUCAUACGUUUAAAGUGGGGUGUUGGUCGGCUGAUAGCGGAGUGCUCGCUUAAUCCGAUAAUCCUGCCACUCUGGCACGUGGGUUUGAGCGACGUGCUGCCCAACGUGGAGCCCUACAUUCCUCGCACGGGCAAGAGAAUCACCGUCCUCGUGGGGAAACCGUUCAGUGUCAAAGAUCUCGUUGAAACCCUCCGAGCUGAAAACAAGAGCCAGUUGGAAAUGAGGAAGACCCUGACGGAUUUCGUCCAGGUGGAGUUUCGGAGCCUGAAAGCCCAGGCCGAGGCCCUGCACAAGCAGGUAGAGACCAGAUCCUGAGUCCUAGCCGUCCUGCGUUUGCCUGCAGACACUGGUCCUUCACACAUCAGCCCUGAGGAUAACACCCCAUGUACAGAGAAGCUCCCACACCUCCACACGGAGACAUCACUGAGCCUCAGAGUGUUUCGCUGACAGUCGUAAACGAGCAUUUCUGUAACUUUGGAUGCAACAAACUCAUUUUGUAAUUCAGUUAUUGCUUCAAAAUCAGGUUGGUCCACUGCACACCUAAACAGGACGAGUAGCACUGCAGAUGUAUGAAUGAUUGAUUACAUAUGAAUACAUGGUUUCUCUGGGACCCUUUAGAACCAGAAGCCCUCAGGAGAAUUUCUUUUACCUCCUUGGUAUCAGAAGGCAUUUUGAUUUUGAUGAUUCAGCUUUUCAUGUCAUCCAACUUUGAAGUCCAGAGCAGCAGCAGAAGCUGGUGUUGAGUCUGAGGAGGAGAGAGGAGGUCGGGUGAUGGAUGGGCGAGUGAACCUCAUGACCUUUGUGUGUGUGUGUGUGUGGGGGGGAGGGUGCGGUGAACAAUAGCCUUGAACUUUGUUUUUUUUCUUACUGGUGAAACACACAAUAGAUCUCAAAAAGGGCAGCAAACCAAGACUAGUUAACCAAGUCCCAGUUACUAGGGUGAGCACCUGGUGACUGCCUGACCACCAGUCACUAUGUAUGAAUAAGUAUUUCUGCCAGGCUCUAAGUAACAAGGAGGUUUCACCUAGCAACAGACAGCAGCUGCUCACCGACGGGUCAUGGAGUGCACGUUUUAUCUGGUAACUUGUCAGUGUGGGAGAAAUGAUCCUGCUCUGAUCGGGCUCUGCACCAGCUGAAUGCUUUUCUCAGUUUUGCUGAAUUGUUCAAUUUUGAUGAUCUGUUUAAUAACCAGUUCUUUUUUUCUUUAAGAUGUAAAGCUGCUGUUGUUUAAACUACUAAAUAUUAGUACUCAUCAUGCUCCUCUGUGCAUGAGGAAGUCAAAGUGCUGCAUGCCAGAUGUUUGCAGCUGUUAUCAGAAAGAUGCUCAGGCAGUAAAUGAUUGAGGUAAUCGCACUGUUAUGUUUGAUCAUUGGAUUGCUCCUUGCUGUUUUUCAGUCAUCUCUGAGUUGUGUUGAUAAUUUUCUUUUUCAAUCAAAGUUUUCCUGUUAAUCCUAAAACCCCUGAAUGCUGCCCCAUCACCGAUGUACAUAACUUAUUUUAUCACAGAGGACAAAAAGGAUUUUAUAAGGGACAAAAUCUGUGCUAAUUUUAUAAGUGUAUCGCCUUAAUGUGAUUGCCACUCUUUCCUAUACUUGAUGUGAAGUCCAAUAAAGAAUCUGACUUUUCUAAGUUUGAA
Messenger RNA from Maylandia zebra (zebra mbuna), 3799 nucleotides. RefSeq names its product tafazzin, phospholipid-lysophospholipid transacylase (gene tafazzin). The record is from RefSeq and is a predicted model, not a curated record. Gene Ontology annotation, cellular component: mitochondrial membrane. Gene Ontology annotation, molecular function: 1-acylglycerophosphocholine O-acyltransferase activity. Lineage: Eukaryota; Metazoa; Chordata; Actinopteri; Cichliformes; Cichlidae. Gene Ontology annotation, biological process: cardiolipin acyl-chain remodeling; inner mitochondrial membrane organization.